Paramecium primaurelia is the source of this 1778-nucleotide messenger RNA. Lineage: Eukaryota; Ciliophora; Oligohymenophorea; Peniculida; Parameciidae. The record is from the annotation of a GenBank genome assembly.
AUGGAAAACAAUAAUAACAAUAUAUCAUCCUUAGUAAAAUCUAUUAAUUAAACUAAUCGACGAUCCCUCAAAAUUUCAGUAGUACAUCCAAAUGAUGAUGCGCUUAUAAAUAUAGAUGAUGAAGAAAAAUUUUUGUAUGAGAAGAGAUAAUGGGAAAUUACUAACUAAUAAGUUUCCUUAGAAAAAAUUUAAAAAGAAUAUAUGGAAAGGUAUAAGGGGGAAUGGAAUUGGGAUGUUUUUAUAGAGUUUUUCUUAUAUCAUUAGGUAAUCUUAAUUUUUAGGAAUUUAGAUUUUCUUCACAAUAUUGGGACCAUUCAUGGUUAUUUUAUUUAGUGUAUGGCCAGGUAUGAUAUUGAUGAAGAACAUGAAAUUUUAUGGUAAUUCAAUGGCUUUUUAUACAUAAAUUCUUUUAUGGUGUGGAUCAGUUUUAGGAGGUUUGGGAUACUUUUUAUGGGAUGAAAGUAUAAUCACUCUUACAGAAAUUUUAUUCCUUUGGUAUGCAUUAACUAUAAGAAGUGUUGUAAUUGCAGCUAAAUAUGCAACUUUUAGUAAAAGUGUAAUAAAUUUAUACAAGAAUGUUGUACUACCAGAUGAUGUAUUUUAAUUUGAUUUAAUGAUGAAUGAUUGGAGAGAAUAAUCUCCUAAGAUUCUUUUUUUGGAACCUUAUCGUGCUCUAUAACGUUAUUAAUUUGAGAUUUCAUUGUUUAAAAUGGAUUUUAUAGUGUAGCCUCAUUAAGAAACAAAGGUUGCCAUCGAUAAAGUUGAUAUUAGUUAUUUUAAAGAUAUAGGAAUCACUUUAGAUAAUGAUGAAUAUUCAGGUUUUAAACUUUUUGGAUACUUAGUAAAUCAUUAUUAAAAUUAAAAUUCAGCAAAUACUCAUCUUUAUAUAAGUCUUUUUGAAGCAUUUAUACUUUCUACAACUCCAAUAUGGUUGAGAAUUGGUGAUUUAUUUAAUUCAGUAGAAGCAUUAGAUAUGUUUAGAAUUGGUAUAUUUAUAUAUAAUUUAAGUAUUGAAUUUAGUUUCAUCUUUUAUUGGAUUUUGGGGUAGUAUCAUAUUCUUUCAUUAAGCCUUUUAUGAUUUUAAUCGAAAAUUCUUUUUACUUGAAUAAUUGUUACUUAUAAUAAAAGUUAGGCCAGAUUAGAUUGAAUAACUUAAAUUAUUACCAACUAUUAAUUUUAAUAAUAUUACUACAUGGUAAGCAUGGUCAAUGAUGAGAGCUAUUUCAUUUGAUUAUGGUCAAACAUAUAAUUUUAGAACAUAAGGGUUUUAUUCUCUUUGUUUCUUAGGAUUUAUUGUAUUGAUAUUUCUAACAUUAUUACUCAUUUUAGACUUUGUACAUCUUGAUUUAUUUUAACUCAUACUAUUAAGUGAAUUGGCAAUCAUGAUUUUUGGCUUUACUACCUAUUAUCUUUAUUAAGGUGCUAAAUUGAAUACUUAUUUGGAUUAAUGUGAAGUGGCUCUAUAAGAUGUUAAAUCUAUAUAUUAAGAUCUUUUGAGAAUGAAGGACAUCUAUUUUGAAUAAAAAAAAGAACCUUAGAAUUAUAUUCAUAAGAAAUUCAAAUAACUAUUACAAAAAGAAACUCAGAUUGAAGAAAUCAUUAAAUCUAUAAUUCAAGAAUUGGAUGAUAAUAUUAGAAUUAUUUAAUAUGAUUCAAGAAAUAAUCCAUUUAAACUAUAUGGAAUCAAAAUUACUUUUAACUUACUCAAAAGUGCUGCAGUUGGACUUAGUACUAUCUAUAGUUAUUCACUUUAGUAAAGAUUUAUGUAAAUUAAAUGA